Molecule: messenger RNA, 2676 nt
Organism: Eupeodes corollae
Lineage: Eukaryota; Metazoa; Arthropoda; Insecta; Diptera; Syrphidae
Exons: 2
Coding region: 1-2676 (891 amino acids)
Biological process (GO): DNA repair; telomere maintenance
Molecular function (GO): DNA helicase activity
Source: RefSeq, a predicted model, not a curated record
AUGGCGAAGAUGAUUUCCGAAAGGUUAAAUUUUGUUUACCGAAACCAACAAAAGCUUAGAGCGGAUGACUAUAUUCAUUUAAGGGAUGCUUUAAACCAAGACGCAAGGGUAAUUGCAGCUAAUAUCGGACAGCAUGUCAUCUUGCCGUCAUCAUUUACUGGGUCUCCAAGGUAUCUCCACGAAAAGACACAAGAUGCAAUGACAUACGUGCGCAAUUAUGGAAGGCCAGAUCUUUUCAUAACUUUCACCUGUAAUCCAGAUUGGCAAGAAAUAAAACAGGAACUUUUUCCCGGUCAACGGUCUUUCGACCGGCAUGACAUCAUAGCUCGAGUGUUUCACUUAAAAAUGAAGAAAAUGAUAAAAAUAUUAACAAAAGACGCGAUUUUUGGGCCGGUUAAAUGUUAUAUGCUUACUGUUGAGUGGCAAAAAAGAGGAUUGCCGCAUUGUCAUAUGUUGCUUUGGUUGAACUCAAAAGUACAACCCGAUGAAAUUGAUAAAAUAAUAGUUGCCGAACUACCUAAUAAAGACGAAGACCCAGUAUUAUUUGAGAUAGUCACAAAGAAUAUGGUACAUGAACCAUGUGGACAAGAAAAUUUGACUUCUCCGUGCAUGAAAAAUGGGAUAUGUACAAAAAAAUAUCCACGACGUUUCGUGACUGAAACCCAGACCGGUGAGGAUGGGUAUCCCGUUUAUCGACGACGCGAUAUCGACAACGGAGGGCAGAUUGCUGCAUUGAAUGUCCGAGGGCGUACGGUUAAUAUAGACAACAGAUGGAUCGUUCCAUAUUCCCCAAUACUAUGUCGAUCUUUUAAUGCUCAUAUUAAUGUUGAAUAUUGUCAUUCCGUACAAGCCAUAAAAUACAUAUGUAAAUACAUUAACAAAGGAUCGGAUCAAGCAACUUUCAGUGUCAGAAAUGCUCACGAUGAAGUUGAAAAUUAUUUGAACGGCCGGUACAUAAGUACAUCUGAAGCAGUGUGGAGGAUAUUAGAGUUUCCUAUACAUGACAGACACCCUACCGUAGUACACCUAGCAGUACACCUAGAGAAUGGACAACGAGUGUACUUCUCAGCGGAAAAUAUGCAAAAUAUAGCGCAAAAUCCACCAAAAACGACACUUACGGCGUUUUUUGACCUAUGCCACAGUGAUGGUUUUGCUAAAACACUACUCUAUCACGAAGUUCCUCAUUAUUAUACAUGGGCUAACAAUAAAUUUUCUAGAAGGAAACGUGGCCAAGAAGUAGUUGGACAUCCCGGUAUAAAAAAAGAUGCGGCACUGGGAAGAGUAUACAGCGUUCAUCCUUCCCAGUCAGAGUGUUUUUAUCUCAGGAUACUGCUUCAUCAUGUACGUGGCCCAACAUCGUUCCAAGAUUUAAAAACCGUUGACGGAGUUGUUAAAGAAACUUACCAAGCCGCUUGCCGAGAAAGGGGUUUGCUAGAAGAUGAUAACCAAUGGGAAACUACUUUGAGAGAAGCUUCGAUUUCUCAAUGUCCGUUAAGGCUGAGAGAGUUGUUUGUGGUAAUAUUAUUAUUUUGUUUUCCCUCGGAACCUCUCAAAUUAUGGGACACGUUUAAAGAUGAUUUGUGUGAAGACAUCAGACAUAUAGCCCAAGAACAAGGUUCCGAUUAUGAUGUAUAUAACAAAGGUUUGAUACAAAUCGAAAACAAACUUUUAGAAUUAAAUGACAAAAGUUUAAGAGACUUUGGAUUACCUUCUCCGAAUCGCUCACAAAAUGUAGUUGAUGCCAUACCGUGCCGUAUAUAUGAUGUUAACGAGUUGUCAGAAUUUGUCAAUUCAAAUGUACCCAAAUUAGUGGCAGAUCAAAAAAUUGCGUACGAUGCUAUAAUUGAAAGUGUGGAAAAUAACAGUGGUCAACUUUUUUUUUUGGACGCGCCCGGUGGCACGGGUAAAACCUUUCUUGCCAAUUUAGUAUUGUCAAAAGUACGAUUAUCCGGAAGAAAAGCACUGGCUGUGGCAUCGUCAGGAAUUGCUGCAACCCUAUUAUAUGAUGGGAAAACGGCUCACUCUACGUUUAAAUUACCGUUGACUGUUUCUUUAGAUCAACAGUCUGUAUGUUCAAUCCGUAAAAAUGGUCCACUGGGAAAGCUCUUACAGGACACGUCGCUGAUUAUUUGGGAUGAGUGCACCAUGAGCCAUAGAGCUCAUGUAGAAGCAGUGGACCGCACAUUAAAAGAUAUAAGAAACUCAUGCAAUAUGAUGGGUGGCGUAACUUUUGUUUUCGCUGGAGACUUUCGCCAAACUCUACCAGUUGUAACAAAAGGUACACGUGCCGACGUUAUUAAAGCGUGCCUUAAAUCAUCACCUUUGUGGCUAUCAAUUAAAACUCUCAAUUUGCGCACGAAUAUGAGAGCACAUUUAUGCAAUAACCGCGGUGGUAAUUUCUCAGAAAAUAUACUUAAAUUAGGAGACGGAAAAUUUACUACUCCAAUUGCAAACAGCUCCCAAGUACUUUUGGAUAUUGGAUUGGCCCAAACUGUUCACAGUCUAGAAAUUCUUAUAGACAAAAUCUAUCCCGACGUCAACAAUCUUACAACCGUAACUGAUUUUAAGUUCAUAAGCUCAGUUAUUUCAUUUCAAGCGCAUAGAGCACGUUACAAAGCUAUAGUUCUGAUUGAAAAAAAAACACAAUCUGAGCGCUUUGAUCUUACCGAGCUAUGA